Messenger RNA from Verticillium dahliae VdLs.17, 1128 nucleotides. Its product is annotated as Hsp90 co-chaperone Cdc37. Gene Ontology annotation, molecular function: protein-folding chaperone binding; protein kinase binding; heat shock protein binding. Gene Ontology annotation, biological process: protein stabilization; protein folding. Gene Ontology annotation, cellular component: cytoplasm. Bases 1 to 1128 code for a protein of 375 amino acids. Lineage: Eukaryota; Fungi; Ascomycota; Sordariomycetes; Glomerellales; Plectosphaerellaceae. The transcript is spliced from 4 exons. The record is from RefSeq and is a predicted model, not a curated record.
AUGCCCGUCGACUACAGCAAAUGGGACGCGCUGGAGCUCAGCGACGACUCGGACAUUGAAGUGCACCCCAACGUCGACAAGCGGUCCUUCAUCCGCGCCAAGCAGAACCAGAUCCACCAGGAGCGGCAGCAGCGCAAGCACCAGAUCGAGACGCUCAAGUAUGAGCGCGUCAUCAACGAGGGGCUGAUGCGGCGCAUCUCGGCCCUGCUGUCGGCGCUCAAGGCGCACGCCGCCGUGGCCGAGACGCGCAACCCGGGCGAGGUGGCGUUCCAGGCCGUCCUGGAGUCGGCGGGGCGGCCCGAGGACGACCAGCCGCCGCCGCGGCCCGCCGGCGUGCACACCGAGUCGGAGCCGCUGCCGUCGUACUCCAAGAUGAUGGCGACGCUGCUCGACCAGCCGUCGCCGGCGGCGCAGCUGUUUGCGCAGAUCCGCGCCAACGACUACGCGGCCAGCCUGUCGUUCCUGUCGAAGCACCCGGAGAUCCUGACGGAGCGGGAGACGGACGGCCUGCUCGUCAUGGCCUUUGACGCGGCGCUCGAGCGCAAGGACGACUGGAGCCGGCAGUGCGUGCACCAGGCGCUGCUGCUGCAGUACUGCCGGGCGCUCGGCAAGGACGGCGUCGCCAUGUUCUUCAAGCGCAUCACGACAAAGGGCCACCAGGCGCAGGAGGUCUUCUACAAGGACGUCACCGACACGUACGCGCGCAUCCGCACGCGGGCGCGCGAGAUUGUGGCCGAGCGGGCCAAGGAGCCGGCCGAGGGCGUCGAGCAGAUCCAGCUGCACGCCGUCGAGCCAGGCACGGAGAUCAAGAUUCGCAUCCCGCCGGCCGACAGUGAGGAGGUCGAGGUCAAGGAGGCGUGCCUGAUCUUUGAGAGCUUCAGCGACGAGUUCCGCAAGGCCCUCGAGACGGGCAGCCUCGACAAGGUGAACCACGUGCUGGGGAACAUGACGGUGGAAGCGGCCGAGGACGUCGUGGCCAAGCUCGGCGAUGCCGGCAUCCUCAGUCUCGAGGAGCGGAUUAUCGAUGCUACGACAGAGGAAGGCCGCAAGGCACUGAAGGAGAUGGAAGCGGCACAGACGGGCACGGGUGCAGGCUCCGAGUCAGGCUACGCCCCGGAUCCGGAAUAA